This is a messenger RNA of Cyprinodon tularosa, 3497 nucleotides long. It is a transcript of the gene tspan15, whose product is annotated as tetraspanin 15. The record is from RefSeq and is a predicted model, not a curated record. Bases 95 to 976 code for a protein of 293 amino acids. The transcript has 8 exons. Lineage: Eukaryota; Metazoa; Chordata; Actinopteri; Cyprinodontiformes; Cyprinodontidae. Gene Ontology annotation, cellular component: membrane.
GUGUGGCAACGAUGUACACCCGGAAGUGAGCUUUUGUCAACAGAAUCGACAGCCGCUCGGACUGCACACGCUCUAUAGGCUACUCUAUGACAGAAUGGCUGGAGGAAGCGGAGAGUCUAGCCACUGUAAAAGAUUUUCUUACACGUUUCUGAAAUUCCUCCUGGCCUUCUACGCCUGCGUCUUUUGGGUAAUAGGCAGCAUUAUCCUGGCCAUUGGCAUCUAUGCAGAGGCGGAGCGACUGCGCUAUAGGACCCUGGAGGGGAUGUUUUUGGCCCCAUCUAUAAUCCUAAUCCUGCUGGGAAUUACCAUGUUUGUUGUUUCAUUCAUCGGAGUGCUUGGCACAUUAAGGGAUAAUCUGACUUUACUAAAAGUGUUUAUGUACACCCUGGUAGUUUGCCUGAUACUGGAGCUGCUGGGAGGAAUAUUGGCUCUGACGUUUCGGAACCAGACUGUAAAGUUGCUGAACAAGAACAUCAGAAGGGGCAUAGUGAACUACUACGAUGACCUAGACUUCAAAAAUAUCAUGGACUUUGUUCAGGAAAGGUUUAAGUGUUGUGGGGCUGAGGAUUUUAAAGACUGGAAUGUCAACAUGUACCACAACUGUCCUGGAAUAGGUCCACAAGCCUGUGGAGUCCCACAUACCUGCUGUGUUACUACCAAGCCUAAUGAAGUGGUCAACUCUCUGUGUGGAAACGGGGUACAGAACCAAACGCGGAUAGAAUUGCUGGAUGUCAUCCAUGUGAGAGGCUGCACUGAUGCGUUCUUCAUCUGGGUGACCGACAACUAUAAGAAGAUGGCCAUACUAUUGUUAGUUAUCUUUCUGCCCCAGUUUUUUGGGGUGAUCGUCACCUGGCUGUACAUGACUCGGGUUGAAGAUGCCAUCGCAGAGUACGGCCACUAUAUGGAUGGACCCCGACAGGAUCUUAAGAAACAAAACCGUGUUUCCAAAUGGUUUUUGUGUAUGCCAGAAAUAUGAAAAAAAAACACUGACUCCAGCCAACUGACUCAUAGUUAAUUAAACAGAAUAUGUACAAUUCAAUUCUUUUCUUUUUUCUGUACCCAUUUCUUUUUCUUGUUUCCAUUGUACCUCAGAAGGACUCAGGGAUGAUUUUCUUUUUUUCUAAUGGGUGAAUUUUUUUCACUAUCCAGUGACUUGCCUUAAAAUGUUCUUGAUUGAAGCCAAGUUGAAACCUUCACAUGUUCUUUCCUUUUUAAUGGUAAGUCCUUCAAGGUUUUGCUUUUAUAAAACUUGGUCAGUUAACAAAUGCAAUAUUGAUCAAGCUUUUUCGUAGUAAAAUGUAUUGAACUUGCCUUAAAUGUAUGUUUUAUUGUUAGAGACAAUAUUAGAAAUAAAGCUUUUGCUCUUACUGCCCACAAGAUGGUAUUCUCAGGUUAAGCCACAGCAGUCAAUAAACUUUUCCUUACGUUAACAAAAAUUAUUUUAUCUCCUAAUAAUAAACUAAAUUCAUGCUUUUUUACUGUAUUUUAGUAGCAAACAAACAUGUUUGUUUCUAAUGGUGAAAGGCAGGGAAAAGUUUCUGGCAUCAUUCAAUCUCCAAAAUUAACUUCUCUGUUAUAUUUGUAAAAAAGAAAAAGAAAAUAUAGAUUACACAAAAAUAUUUGCUCUGGUUGCAUUGUCCUAACAUGAAGCUCAGGUUGUUUUGUUUUUUUGUUUUUUUUGUUUUUUUUUAUGUCCCUUAUCACUAUGUUUACCUUGCAUGGUGUGAAGUGGCUAAACGAAAUAGACCUCAAUGUUACGUUAUAUUUAUACUCCAGGGAAAUGGGAAGUGUUGGUUUUCUAAUUAAAAUAAAAUUAAAAAAAAUCUUAAAGAGCAUCUUUCAAAUAUUUAAAUGGAGUUGUUCAUGAAUGUCUCACUGACUUUUGUAUUUAAAAAGUAGAAUCACAAAAAACUAGGUAAUAAUUUAAAUGGAUACACUUAUUAAUACAUGCAUUUAAAUUACAUUUUUAUGUAAUACUUAUACUGAGCCUGAAAAGAAUAUGUAAUCCCAGAGCAAUUAGACAUUUUUACUACAGCUCAGUUAUUCCACAUUUAAUAUUUUUUUUUAUUUUAAAAUAGUCUGCCCCUAAUCUUUCUGAAAUCAAUAUUCAGUGUAAUUAUGCGGUGCUUCAUUUUUACUUGUGAUGUAUUUUUAAGGUCACAAUGUAGGUUCUUUCUGCAGUUUCUUUAUUAGAUUCAUAUUGUUUUAUUUUGUUGGUAAUUUAAAAACUGGAAUCUGAGAGGAUUACACUUUGAUUUAAAACAAACAAAAAAAAAGGUUUUGAUGUUUUUGUCUGACAUUGCUCUGAAAUAAAUACUUGUAUUCAUUGUUAUUUUCUGUAUGAGGUGGGGUGAUACUUUAAUUAUGGCUGAACUACUUCUGCACAAAGGGGAUUUUUAACCUUAUUUAAAGCCAGGUUGAAAGUUCAGGCCAUUCUAACGAAAUAUGGGAUUUGUCAUUCAUACAAACUGUGAAGUAAAUCUUGGCAAAUUGUUUUUUUUAACUUCUUUUUGACAGUGAAGUUCCCAUAAUCUGAUUUUUUAAGAAUAAGAUAGGUUUGUUUGUUCAGUUCAAACAUGUUUUGCUUUUUUUGUUGUUUUUUUCUCCUAAAACCAUAAACCUACAGUUAUAUUGCACAUAGAGUAGCACUCCAAUCCUACGCUUUCUACUUUCAGUAUACUCUAAUUAAAACCCACAUAGUAAUGACUUGCAAGGACAGAUGGGAUUUUCUAACUAAUAUGAACAUUACAGCCUCAGUUUAUUGAGGCAUAUUUGUAAUAUUUUUCUUUUUAUUUAAUUUGAACAUGCUGUAAACUUUUUACUGACGAAGAUUCUGUAAACAUGAAAGAGUCAAAGCAAAUUAUUUCUCUUUAAACAACGUAGGAUCAGACAAUUUUACUUUUUGUUUGUUUUUGUUUUUUCAUGUCUUUCAUGGUAGUUUUACCCCUUGAACAUUUUCAGAAUUUAUUUAACCUCAAAUUUUGAUUUGUUUUACCAGGAUUUUAGGAUAGAAUAUUACAUAAGGGUUCGACCUGAUUUUAUCUCUGUUUAUCAGAUGAAAACACAGAUCGGUCCAGCAAGCCAGUUUUUGGAAAUGUACCACCUUUACUAGAAAACCUAAAAAAAUCGGAUUCAGACAUCUCAUCGAUCUUAUCAAACAAAAUGAAAAAAUGCAUUGCAAUUCCUCUUUGUAAUGUUUCAGAAAGCCAAGCAGUAUAAACACUUUUAUGGUGCACUGUACAAAUAUACUCUAAGUACUGUGAAUAGAAUCUGAUAACUUCCAUGUGUCAAAGGGUUAAAGUUAAUGAUGCUCAAGAAUGGUGCCACCUUAAACUGGAAGAUUUGGCAUAGUUUGUUUCCUGAGUGUUAAAUAAAAACCCAUGCAUGGUGCCAUGUUAUAGCCUGUCUUUGUUUUUUCAUAUAAUGCCAAUACAAAAGCAUUUUCUAAAGAGAUUUUUAGAGGUUGCCUGCUGUUUAAUAAAUAAUCAUUGCUAUCA